Messenger RNA from Melanotaenia boesemani (Boeseman's rainbowfish), 2992 nucleotides. It is a transcript of the gene slc35b4, whose product is annotated as solute carrier family 35 member B4. Gene Ontology annotation, biological process: transmembrane transport. The record is from RefSeq and is a predicted model, not a curated record. The coding region runs from base 379 to 1371 and encodes 330 amino acids. The transcript is spliced from 10 exons. Gene Ontology annotation, molecular function: UDP-xylose transmembrane transporter activity; UDP-N-acetylglucosamine transmembrane transporter activity. Gene Ontology annotation, cellular component: endoplasmic reticulum membrane; Golgi membrane. Lineage: Eukaryota; Metazoa; Chordata; Actinopteri; Atheriniformes; Melanotaeniidae.
GUCAGUGCCUCACAGUGAUUGUGCAAUUAUUAGCUCACUAAAUAUUCGUUUUAACUAAACACGUCAGAGUUUAACUGAUAGAGCUGGUUAUAAUUCUAUAUAUAAUUUAAAUGUAGGUUGUUGUGUAAUUGCUUAUUAAAACGUGAAGUACGUCGUGUAUUCUUCUCUGGCGUUUUUAUCUGGACUACAACUCCCAUGAGGUUAUGGGAACAGGAAGAGCAAAAUCUCAGAUUCCGACGUGUUCAACUAAAACAGGAGUUUGCAGAAAAGGAGAAGACUUCCUCCGAAACACGAACCGCGGCUCAUUUUCAAAAAUGCGCCGCUCGGUGGGACUCUGAGCGACGCUUUUUUGCCGAGUUUGUUGGGCUGUAAACCAUCAUGGGGACCGUGUUUGCCAUUGUGCUAGUUUUUGUCGGAUGUUGUAGCAAUGUGGUAUCCCUGGAGCUGCUUGUGAGAGACUUUCCAGGAUGCGGCAACAUAGUGACCUUUGCUCAGUUUGUGUUCAUCGCUUUAGAAGGUUUCGUCUUUGAAUCAAACUUUGGGAGGAAGAAACCAGCUAUCCCCGUCAGUAACUAUGUUAUCAUGGUGACAAUGUUCUUCACUGUGAGCGUCAUCAACAACUAUGCUCUCAACUUCAACAUCGCCAUGCCGUUACACAUGAUCUUUAGAUCAGGAUCCCUAAUCGCGAACAUGAUCCUUGGAAUAAUCAUCCUAAAGAAGAGGUAUUCAGCCAGCAAAUAUCUGUCUAUAGCUUUAGUUUCAGUAGGAAUCUUCAUCUGCACCAUCAUGUCUGCCAAACAAGUGAAUAUAUCCAACGAGGGUUCAGAAGACCAAGGCUUUUAUGCCUUUAUGCACUGGCUUAUUGGCAUUGCCAUGUUGACCUUUGCCCUGCUGAUGUCUGCGAGGAUGGGCAUUUUCCAGGAGACAUUGUAUAAGCAGUAUGGAAAACACUCCAAAGAAGCCCUGUUCUAUAAUCACUGCCUUCCUCUUCCAGGCUUCCUGCUUCUCUCCACAGACAUCUACAACCACUGCAUCUACUUCAAUCAGAGCACUCCUGUACUCCUACCGGUAGUUGGAGUGACCAUGCCAAUAAUGUGGGUCUACCUGCUGAUCAACGUUAUCACACAGUAUGUGUGCAUCCGCGGUGUGUUCAUCCUCACCACAGAGUGCGCUUCGCUGACCGUCACACUGGUCGUGACUCUCAGAAAGUUCCUCAGCCUCAUCUUCUCCAUCAUGUACUUCCAAAACCCCUUCACUACCUGGCACUGGUUGGGCACAGCCGUGGUCUUUGUGGGUACUCUGCUUUACACGGAGGUGUGGAGCAGCUUGCAGACCGCCCUGCGAGGACCCAAGGAGAAGAAGGCAGAGUGAUGAAGAGAGACUGGUUGGUGGGUCAGGAACUCUGCCAGCUUGUUGGACUUUGAGAUUGUUUUUAACUUGACUUCAGUGGUUAUAUAUGUUUAAAGCCAUUUUGUUUUAAUACUUGGUCAUGCAUCCGAAGUCAGCCCCUCACAAAUACAAACAGACGUUGGUGCUAUUUUACGUUUAUUUUUAAUUUUGUCAACAGAUCCCACAAAAAAAAGACCAAAACUAACAUGGUUCAUUGGUACAAAAUGCUCUGAUGGUAUUUCAGUCUUGUAUGUGAGCUGAAAAUGAUCUCAGGUCCUGGCCUGGUUGUCACUCAAACCGCACCAGGGGUUAAAAUUAAGUCAGCAUUUCUCAACUGUCCUCUGAUAUGUGGCUGGGCAGCUCUUUGAGUUUUAGUAGAGCUCACAUAGAAGACUGUACAACCACAUCUCACAUUCGACAAAUGUUCGACAGUGUUUUGAUCUUCUGUCAACUUUCAUCUUGAGAGUUUCAAGUCCUCUCAGUACACCCAAUCCUCAAACAGCAGACACAGGUUCACUAUGUAAUUUUAUGUAUCCAGCUUAAACUUUCAUCUGUUUUGGUUUUUAAACUAAUUUUCAGAACUACUGUCCAGUUUCCAAAGAGUUGAAAUGCUGAGUAAAUGGAAUUAUGAAUAGAUACAAGUAAAUCACUAAAAUCAUGUAUUGCUAUAGUUUUGAGAGUGACACAUUUUCUUGCUAGUUAUAGUAUUUCAGCUGUCAGAUGUUUUUUCCUGAUUGAAAACAUUACACAGCUUGUAUAUUUACCCCAUACCAACAUCUUUGGAAUAUGCAGCUGGCAUCAAAAUAGAAAAGAUUUUGUAUCAAUAUUUGGUAACUUGUGUCUCUUUCAAUUUCCUCUAGAGUUGAAAUUAUUUGUAAGUCCUUGUAUAUUGUUUUUAAUCAUGCUAUGUUUUGGUGAAGUUAUCUUUUUCACACUUUUAGCAUCGUUCAUCCACAAACAGUUCAGUUAGAUUAGCUGUAUCUCCAUGUGUUUGUGUUGUGUUCCAGCUGGCUUUAACAGACUAUACCUGUAGAUUAGAAAAAGUGGUCCAAAAAGAUUGGGGUAAAAUUUAUUUGCUUAGGGAUGAAAUUACCUGUUUAAAUUGAAAUAUGUGCAAUGAUCAUUCAUGAUGAGCUGUAGGCUGGUAUUUUGGUACCCAUCAUAUCAGAUAUUAGUACACAUUUAUUGUUGGGUUUGGUCUUUUCUGGGGAUCUGCUGAAAAAACUGAAAAAUACAAACUCACCAGCCUUACCAUUUGUUAGCUUUAAUACCUCAGUGACAUUUAAGUUCGGACACAACUUUUUUUUUUUUUUUUUUUUUUUCCUGUGAUCUUGUUUAUUUAUUUUCUCAAAGUUUUAGUUUAUUUGAUCCAUGUUGACCAGAAUUACAUUGACCCAGUAAUUUAAUGCUGUUUAAGCAGAAGACAUUCAUGAAUGAGUUGCAGCUGGAGCAAGAUAUAAAGUUUAUUUAUGCUAAUUACAUAGUGUGUCCUUAUGUUGUCUCAGGUAUGUUAGAACAGUACUUGUCAACAAUAAAUCUUUACACUCCGUGUCUACUGAAAUUAUGAAGUUUUUAAAAAUAUGUUACUGAAUUCCCAAUUGAG